AUGUAUUCGAGUAACUACCUAGCUCUGAUAAUACUGCCAACAUUAUCCGGCUUAUUGCUGGUAACUGCAUGUACAAAAACAGUUUAUAAUUCGCAAAAUAGAGAGCAGCGAAUUCUGAUAUGCUGCAAGGGCUAUAAGUUUUCUCCGAAUACUGCAAACUCAUAUUUGUGUGAGCCCAUAUGCAUAUCUUCGUGUGAUAAUGGAUUUUGUCGAGCGCCCAAUGUGUGCGGUUGCCAUGAAGGCUACGAAAACAUGCGACACGACCCAACUAAGAGCUGCGUGCCCGUCUGCUCAAGUGGAUGCAAGAACGGCCGCUGCGUUGCUCCAAACAAAUGCGACUGUGAUGCUGGCUACCAGCCAAUCGAGGACGGCGGCUAUAAUAUAUGCCUGCCGGCGACUGCUGAUUUUUAUAUUGCCUUCAUUAAGCGUUGGAAGAUUGAGAUAAUCAUUGUGAUAUUGGCGCUGUUAGCCCUCAUCGGUUUGAUACAGUUCCUCCGUAGUCGAGGAAUGUUCUGUGCGGAAGGAAAGUUUAUAAGAUACUGCCAGUAA
This is a messenger RNA of Drosophila hydei, 549 nucleotides long. RefSeq names its product platelet endothelial aggregation receptor 1-like. NCBI's taxonomy places the organism in Eukaryota, Metazoa, Arthropoda, Insecta, Diptera, Drosophilidae. The coding region runs from base 1 to 549 and encodes 182 amino acids. The transcript is spliced from 4 exons. The record is from RefSeq and is a predicted model, not a curated record.